AUGGCAGAUUGUACGAUGCCACACUAUCACAUCAUUUACCCUAACGUUUGGCUGGAGGGGGGCCAUACUUUAGAUGAGGUGGGGAGAUUAAUCAUGAAGCAAGUGACCGAAAACUCGCUGGCUGGGUUGUCAUCUGAAGAUACAAUCUUCACCAUCAACAAGAUUCCAGCACUGUUAAUGAUCGACAACGUCAAGUUUUAUUGGUAUUUCCAGAUACCUGGUGACCCAGUCUUACCAGAUCAAGUGAAAUAUUUAAUUUGCCCUGCAUUAUUCCGUCGACUAUCAUUAGCAAUCUCAUGCUACAAUGCUCAUGAUGAUGAUGAUGAUGAAGAAAAAGAUGAUGAAGAGGAUAAUGAAGAAGAAGAUGAUAAAGAAGAAGAUGAUGAAGAGAAUAAUGAAACAAUAAUUGUUUCUUCAUCUUCAUCUCAGAUGAGCGAUUCGGGGUUGAGUGAUAUCUCUUUUGAUGAUGAUGACACUUUGAUGGAAGCCUGUCUGAUGCUGGAGGAUCUUGAUCAGUCUCUUACUAUUGACGAGGCUGAUUUUGAAGAUGAUGACAUCAGCUAUCAGUUGGAGCAGACAGCAGCUUCUGAUCAAGAAUCAUCAACAUUCAUCCAGUCUCAGUCAUCCAACUUCUCAGACAGUCAAGGUCAAUCAACAUUCAAUCAAUCUCAGUCAUUCAAUUACUCAAGCAUUCAAGAUUCAUCAACAUUUAUCCAACCUCAAUCAUUCAAUUACUCAAGCAUUCAAGGUCAAUCAACAUUCAAUCAGCCUCAGUCAUUCAAUUACACUAACAUUCAAGAUUCAUCAACAUUUAUCCAACCUCAAUCAUUCAAUUACUCAAGCAUUCAAGGUCAAUCAACAUUCAAUCAAUCUCAGUCAUUCAAUUACACUAACAUUCAAGAUUCAUCAACAUUUAUCCAACCUCAAUCAUUCAAUUACUCAAGCAUUCAAGGUCAAUCAACAUUCAAUCAGCCUCAGUCAUUCAAUUACACUAACAUUCAAGAUUCAUCAACAUUUAUUCAACCUCAAUCAUUCAAUUACUCAAGCAUUCAAGAUUCAUCAACAUUUAUCCAACCUCAAUCAUUCAAUUACUCAACCAUUCAAGAUUCAUCAACAUUUAUCCAACCUCAAUCAUUCAAUUACUAA
Messenger RNA from Cotesia congregata, 1146 nucleotides. The record is from the annotation of a GenBank genome assembly. Lineage: Eukaryota; Metazoa; Arthropoda; Insecta; Hymenoptera; Braconidae.